Sitodiplosis mosellana (orange wheat blossom midge) is the source of this 1546-nucleotide messenger RNA. It is a transcript of the gene Pyroxd1, whose product is annotated as pyridine nucleotide-disulfide oxidoreductase domain-containing protein 1. The record is from RefSeq and is a predicted model, not a curated record. Gene Ontology annotation, molecular function: oxidoreductase activity; flavin adenine dinucleotide binding. The coding region runs from base 1 to 1458 and encodes 485 amino acids. Lineage: Eukaryota; Metazoa; Arthropoda; Insecta; Diptera; Cecidomyiidae. The transcript has a single exon.
AUGUCCGCAUCCGCAUCUGGUGUUUUUGAAGCGAAAUUUGUGAUUGUAGGCGGUGGAAUUGCCGGUGUCUCUUGCAUUGAAACCUUAUCAUUUUAUUGUCAAACCGAAUCAAUAUUGUUGCUUACUGAAUCGCCGAUCAUCAAAGCCGCGACAAACCUUGUUGCCUUGGGUAAAUCAUUGACCCGUUUCGAUAUUGAACAAAAGCACGCCUCAACGCUCCCGGCAAAUGUGCAAGUGGUAACCGAUCGACUGCUGGAAGUUGACAGCCAUCAGAAAAUAAUUCGAACCGCUCAACAAAAUCAUCUCAUAAAAUACGAGUUUCUGUGUAUCUGUACUGGUGCUCGGCCCAAGAUUGUCGACCAAAUCAACGCAACCAAUCAGAAAUACAUUUUGGGCAUUCGUGACACCGAAUCGGUUUGCGAUUUCGAAAAGCGUAUUCAAAAUAGCCGAAAAAUUGUCAUCGUAGGCAAUGGUGGCAUUGCAUCGGAGCUUGUGUAUGAAUUGAAAAAUGUGGCCAUCGAAUGGGUGGUCAAAGAUAAAUAUGUUUCACAAACUUUUGUUGAUCCAGGUGCAGCAACGUUCUUUCAAACUCGUAUCAAAAACAAAUCAGCUGAAUCAUCGGGUUCAUCGUCACAAGCGAAUCGACCACGACUCAUAAAGCGAAUGCGAUACACCGAAGAUGCUGAAGAAACGGUGAAAAAGAGCGGUGCUGCAUUGGGACCAGAUUGGCAUACGCUGUUCAAUUUAACAGGGAAGAAUGAAGAUUUACCGAAAGCUGUUCACAUUCACUAUCAAACGGGCAUCAAAAACAUUGACAUCAAUCCAAUUUGUGAUGACCAAUUUCCUGUGCGAGUUACACUUCAAAAUGACGAAGUUUUAGAGUGUGACUUUGUAGUCUCGGCUACUGGUGUUGUACCCAAUUUAAACUUCAAGAUGAGAGCUGAACAGUUUCGAUUCGGACCCGAUGGUGGAAUUUUCGUAAAUGAAUUGAUGGAAACAUCCAUUUCGAAUGUGUAUGCCGCUGGUGACGUGUGCUUUGCUGGCUGGGAGUGGGCACCACAUUGGUUCCAAAUGCGAUUGUGGACACAAGCACGACAAAUGGGUGCGAUGGCUGGCAAAAGCAUGGCCGCCAAAUACAACGAUCAACAUAUUUACCCAGAUUUCUGCUUCGAACUAUUCGGUCAUGUGACACAAUUGUUUGGCUAUCAAGUGGUUUUACUCGGCAAAUACAAUGGUCAAGGUUUAGACAAUAAAUAUGAAGCUUUGCUGCGCGUUACACAAGACAAAGAAUACAUAAAAUAUGUGCUGGUCGAUGGCAAACUACAAGGAGCAAUUCUAAUCGGAGAAACUGGACUCGAAGAGACAACGGAAAAUUUGAUUUUAAAUCAAUUGGAUUUAACGCCGUACGGAGAUGAUAUUCUAGAUCCAGAUAUUGACAUUGAAGACUAUUUUGAUUGAAAAAAAAAAACAGAGAGUAUUGUUUAAUUUUCAGUUUUACACAUUUUUGAUUAAAUUGAAAUUAAAUAGAAAAUGAAAGAAAAAAAAA